This is a messenger RNA of Oncorhynchus tshawytscha (Chinook salmon), 4137 nucleotides long. Its product is annotated as E3 ubiquitin-protein transferase RMND5B-like. Gene Ontology annotation, biological process: proteasome-mediated ubiquitin-dependent protein catabolic process. Gene Ontology annotation, molecular function: ubiquitin protein ligase activity; protein binding. The coding region runs from base 1199 to 2374 and encodes 391 amino acids. The record is from RefSeq and is a predicted model, not a curated record. NCBI's taxonomy places the organism in Eukaryota, Metazoa, Chordata, Actinopteri, Salmoniformes, Salmonidae. The transcript is spliced from 10 exons. Gene Ontology annotation, cellular component: nucleus; GID complex; cytoplasm.
ACGUUUUAUGUUGUUAUUUUAAUUUAUUUUGAUAUUUUCUGACAUGUCGUUGAUAUAUUUGAGAAUUGAAAAAAGUAUUUGGACAAUCUGGCUAUCUUUCUAACUAUACAAUCAAUUAAAAUACACCAUUAUAGACAAGUCAAACAAACAGCUUCGGUCCAUGCUAGGUUUACAUUACCGUUAGCUAGCUGUUUGUUUACGUUAUGCGACAAACGUAGCAAGCUAACUUACUCACCAACAUGUCUCAGUUGCCAUUAGGAUUUCUCGCUGUAUGAUAAUCGCCAUUGUAACAAAGUUGUGUUUGAUACGACGUCUUAUACAGCUAGAUAACCAGCUACGCUAGCUGGCUUGGUACUGUUAAUAUUGUUGUGGAUAUAGCUAGCUUGAUAUUUGCUACCAUAGCUGUUAUCAGAGAUUUGUUGUCAGUUUAGUAAGUAACAAGAACAUAGCUGGCUAUAUUGUUAGUCUUUAGCUAGCUACUUGACUCAAACAAAGUGUCAGCAAACGAUUUGUCUAGUUAGCAUACCGUUCAAACUCUGUUUUGCAGUCGAAUGUCAUUGUUUGAGGGCUUGAGGCUAUGGACAGGGCCUAUUAGCUUCAGCGAGCAAAGCAGUUCCAAAAGUAGCCACUGGUUUACAGUAGGUUUAGCUUCGUACUAUAGCUAUUUUUAUAUUUGUCAGAUGAAAAAUUCAAAAGAAAAGUUUUUAUAUUUUAGGAAGAGAAGAGGAAAGUUGCUAACCAAUGUUUUUCAAAUGUAUACAGCAGGAAUGCCUAAUUUGUCAAUGAGACCAAAACAUCCAGGCCUAACAACUGUUCUGCACUUGUUGAUCUAGAAUAGACUGUUCUUCUUUCAUAUUUUCUGUUGCCUGUCAAUGAUUAUGAAUACUGUGCCAUUGCACACUUUAGGCUCUAGCAAAUCUGAUUCAACUAAUAAAGGAUUUUGUUGACCAGUUUGGCUAAAUCAGUUAUACCAGUAGUGAAACAAAACUGUAGGGGUUAUGGGAGGAUUGCAAAAUGUUGAGCUAUUGUCUGUUACCUUGUUGAGUGGUUCUCAAACCUCUACUCGGGGACCCCUAGUUGUUCUAUGUAUUUGCUAUAUUCCAGAGCUAGCACACCUGAUUCAACCUGUCAACGAAUCAUCAAGCCCUUGACUAGGUGAUUCAGGUGGUAGUGAAUGCGGUAGAGUCCCAGUCUAGGUAUGGAGCAGUGUGCGUGUGUGGAGCGGGAGCUGGAGAAGGUGCUCCAUAGGUUCGUCAUGUACGGACACCAGUCAGAGGAACGUCUGGACGAACUACUACGCAGCGUCUGUGAGCUACGGGGACAGCUGGUUACAUUCGGGGUACAAGAUGCAGAUCUUUCGGUGCUGUCGCAGACCAUGGCCCAGUGUUGUAAGAACAUUAAAGAAACAGUACAGCUGCUGGCCUCCAGACACAAGGACAUCCAUGGCAGUGUCUCCAAAGUCGGCAAAGCUAUCGACAGGAACUUUGAUGCAGAGGUGAGUGCAGUGGUAGCAGAGACCGUGUGGGACUCACCUGAGAGACAGAAGUACCUGAGUGAGACCAUUGUGGAACACCUGUACAGACAAGGCAUGCUGAGCGUGGCAGAGGACCUAUGUCAGGAGUCUGGAGUAGUGAUUGACAUGAGCAUGAAGCAGCCGUUUUUGGAACUCAACAGGAUCCUGGAGGCCUUGAGGAUGCAGGAUCUCAGACCAGCACUAGAGUGGGCAGUAACAAACCGGCAGCGCCUGCUGGACCUGAACAGUACCCUGGAGUUCAAGCUGCACCGCCUCUACUUCAUCAGCCUGUUAAACGGAGGCAUCACCAACCAGCUGGAGGCGCUACAGUACGCCAGGCACUUCCAGCCCUUCGCCUCACAGCACCAGAGAGACAUCCAGAUCCUCAUGGGUAGUCUGGUGUACCUGCGGCACGGCAUAGAGAACUCUCCCUACCGCUCUCUGUUAGAGACCAACCAAUGGGCUGACAUCUGUAACAGCUUCACCAGGGACGCCUGCGCUCUGCUGGGGCUAUCUGUAGAGUCACCUCUCAGUGUCAGUUUUGCAUCAGGCUGCAUGGCUCUGCCCGUCCUGAUGAACAUCAAACAGGUGAUUGAACAGAGACAGUGUAGUGGAGUCUGGACACACAAGGACGAGCUGCCUAUUGAGAUAGAUCUGGGGAAGAAGUGCUGGUACCACUCUGUGUUCGCCUGUCCCAUCCUCCGACAGCAGACGUCAGAGAGCAACCCUCCCAUGAAGCUCAUCUGUGGACACGUCAUCUCCAGAGACGCCCUCAACAAACUCACCAACGCUGGAAAACUGAAAUGUCCCUACUGUCCCAUGGAGCAGAACCCGUCAGAUGCCAAGCAGAUCUUCUUUUGAUCCCCCAUCCUGUUUCCUGAAACCCCCAGGCAAAGUGGAGCUCCUUUGAGCUACAGUAGCGACCUGCUACCCCAGGACCCCUGUAAAUCCCCCAUCCUACCUCCUGAGAGAGAGAGAGAGAGAGAGAGAGAGAGAUCUCAAAAGGAUCAUUCAUUCAUUGACACUCAUUUGCAGCUACCUGCAGAACUUAUAGGCUAAUAGGCUAAUUCUUGUUAAGGAUGUGAUGAUGCGUUUUCAUGGGGUAUCAAGUUGAGUUGUAGAGUUUUUGGACGACUGCUCUGUUCCUUGUUUCUUUCCUCAAUAUAUCCAUCUGUAGGCUUUCCUCAGAACACAGAAUCCUCUAUAUAUCCCUCUGUAGGCUUUCCUCAGAACACAGACUCCUCUAUAUAUCCAUCUGUAGGCUUUCCUCAGAACACAGAAUCCUCUAUAUAUCCAUAUGUAGGCUUUCCUCAGAACACAGAAUCCUCUAUAUAUCCCUCUGUAGGCUUUCCUCAGAACACAGACUCCUCUAUAUAUCCAUCUGUAGGCUUUCCUCAGAACACAGAAUCCUCUAUAUAUCCCUCUGUAGGCUUUCCUCAGAACACAGACUCCUCUAUAUAUCCAUCUGUAGGCUUUCCUCAGAACACAGAAUCCUUUAUAUAUCCACCUGUAGGCUUUCCUCAGAACACAGAAUCCUCUAUAUAUCCAUCUGUAGGCUUUCCUCAGAACACAGAAUGGUCGGUUGAAUGGAUGUUAGGUGAUGUGACAUGGUUUUUAGGAAGUUGUCUGAUUUCAGGAGAGUAUUUAAACUUCUAUAUUACAGAGGUAAAGCUAAGUGGCCUCUGAGAAAGUAUAUUCACAUAUAUAUUGUAUUGAGAGGUUGUGAUUGGCUGAUAGGUUGAGGUGACCGUGGUUACAGUUUGUGAAUGGAACACUGAUUGUAAAAAAAAAAAGUAAAGUCUUGCCUAUUGGUUAUGAUGUAAUAAAGGCCCUGAUUGGUUGAAAGUCACUAUGGGUUACAGUACAUGUAUGUGUGAUGAUCAGCAGUUGUGAUCAUGGAGAGGUCGAGGGUCAAUGGGCUGAUUGAUUUUGCAACUGCCUCCAAUAACAAUAAUUUUCCUGUUUCUCGUUCUGUGUAGGCCGAUGUAUUUAACAAAAACAAAUGAUACUACUGUGAAGUCUGAUUUAGUUUUUAUUUAUCAUCGCUAGAAUCAAGUCUCCUGUAAAAUAGUGAAACCUAAAGUAACUUUAUACCUUUUUAUGAAAUAUCAUUCUGCCACAAAAUAGCAACAUCAGUAUUGGAUCCAUGAUUAAAUCCUUCUCCUUGAACCAAACGGAUAACUCCCAGUCCAUGAAAUGGUGAUGUCAUACCAGCCCAUGAAAUGGUGAUGUCAGCAAGGUCUGCACCAGCAUAUCUUUAACAGCCGACACAUGGUAGCAGUCAGCCAUUAUAUCAACUCUGCACUGAUCUCCAGUCAGAAUGAAUGAUGGUAACAGGUCUUUAUUUGUGCGUACAUGUUUCUUUUGUGUUUAGUUGAUUUGACAUUUUAUUUCCUGCUUUUGGUUGACAAUCAUUCACCUCCUUUCCCAGAAUACAUUAGGAUCUGUUAUGGCUUCUUCUUUGGGUUCUUUUUCUUUUCCAGCAGUCAGAGUUAUUGAGUUCUUGUCUGAUAGGUUUGCCUUUUACCUGCUUCUUUAUUCAAGUUUUAUUGUACAUAUUUAUUCUCUAACAUGUUUCAUAUUAUACUUGCAUCUUGAAAUGGAAUAAAAACUUUAUACUCCAA